This is a messenger RNA of Strongylus vulgaris, 417 nucleotides long. NCBI's taxonomy places the organism in Eukaryota, Metazoa, Nematoda, Chromadorea, Rhabditida, Strongylidae. The record is from the annotation of a GenBank genome assembly.
AUGACAUCGAAGAAGGGGCGAGCGACAGAUGCUCUCGAGUCAGGCCAAUGUGGUAUUUUUUUGGGUUUUAAGGUUUCCAAAUCCAGAGGAUUCAAGGUGAUUGUUGAUGGUGGUGGUUUUCGGAAAUGUCGAGCUGUUGUUUUCGUUGAUCCAAAGAUUUUAGCAAUGACGUGGAAGAAGGUGCGAGUGACAGUUGGUGAGGCACAUCCUUGUGCUCUCAGGUGGUUUUCGGAGUACGUUGAUGGAUUCGAUCGACACGGAUCCUCUGAAGAUGACCGUUCUAAGCGAAGCCUACCUUUAAAACCUCUGUCUUCUUAUGUGAAGCGGUUGAACAUGUUGAUAUUGAUGGCCGCAGCCGAAAUGAAGAAGAAGCAGAGCCACCCGUUAAGCGCAAUUGAUCGUAUUCAUUGGAAAUAG